This is a messenger RNA of Contarinia nasturtii (swede midge), 1239 nucleotides long. RefSeq names its product probable ATP-dependent helicase PF08_0048. NCBI's taxonomy places the organism in Eukaryota, Metazoa, Arthropoda, Insecta, Diptera, Cecidomyiidae. The transcript is spliced from 4 exons. The record is from RefSeq and is a predicted model, not a curated record. The annotation marks the transcript as partial.
CCAUCGUCAUUAUCGUUUAUGCAAAAGCAAAAUGACAAAAUUACGAAAUCUCCAAUCACAUCACAACAAACGACAUACCAAGUCGAAGAUGACGAAAUGGAUCAAGUUGUUACGAGCAAUGCUGUUGAUUAUAAUACAAACGAUAGUAAAUACAUGUACGAUGAUUUUACUGAAAAUGAUUACAUAGCUACCGGUGACAUAAUCACAACAUCAACAGUAACACCUACCUUGAAUACGCAUUACACGAAUAGUUUCGCAGACGAUGGUACAAAUAUUCUAAACAAUCAGAUUUUAGUUGACAACAAUCAAAUUGACACUUUCACUGAUCAACUCGAUAUACCAGUCUCGCAAAAUACGCUGACUAGUCAUAAGACGAAUCUUUAUUGUGAUAGUACCGCUUACGAUUUAAUCGACACACCGCAUCACGACGAUGAAGUUAAUACGAUUGGUAAUAACAACUAUUUAAGGGAUCAUAUGUAUAACGACCGUUUGUAUAACGACACCAGUGAAAAUAUUGUAUUCAACCAAAAUCAACUGGACCACAAUCCGAAGUAUGAAGUGUACAGAGAAGACUUCGAAGAUGACGUCAUUCAAAAUCAGGGAUUAAAAACCGGCUAUAAUGAUAAUUAUAAUAAUCAAUAUCAAACGCCGUAUUAUAGCUAUCAGGAAGAUUAUUUUAAUGAAGAAGAUGAAUACAAGUAUCUGGAAGAAGAACGUGAGGAGGCUGCCAAUCUUGAACAUCAAAAGCAAUUGCAGGAUGAUCAACACUAUCAAGAAGAUGAAAAUCUUGAUAAGCUAGACGAAAUUGAAGAUCAUGAGUCUUUAGACAAUGGUUUGAUGGGUAAACAUGACGAAGAAUUGGAAACAAUUGGAAGUGGUUAUCAUAGUGAUGAAGAUGCUACCUUAGACGACAAUAAAAUGACAAGUCAAAUAACCUCGAACAAAGGAAAGAAACGGCAUCUUACAACACAGGAAUCAAUAAGUGAUACGGAAUUUUUUAGCCAACGGUUUGAUGGACCCGGCCUGAAAAAUCUCAAUAAACAAGAGAGUAUCAUAGAAGAAGAAGAAUCCACAUACCAACCCUCAAUUAUCGAAGUAAAACCUCUUCCACGAAUCUCAACAACGCGUGAGCAACCAACUGGUCCACUAUCAUUGUUGGCUGCUAUGACAACAACAACAACAGCCCAGGCGCUUCAGACAAAACAACCAGGAGAUAUAGUUUCUGAUAUGAUUGGAAGU